AUGAAAGGAGAGGAUAAUAUUGUUGAGAAUGAAACUGGUACAGGCAACGGAUCAACGGCUGAUGUUAUAGUGGCAGUAGAUACAAGCGUACCAGGCAUUUGCAGUGCAUCUAGUGAUACUAAGGAUGCUUCCGAUAGCGAGAAAUCCGAUAACGAUGAGUAUGACAGACUGAAGACUGCGUUUGAGCAGCUAUGUAGGGGUCUUCCACAGAUAGAUAUUUCACAGUGGUCGCUUCGGUUCCAACUAUCUACGUUUAUUAAUGACUUGCAUAACGGGCUUACACUCUCGAACGCUUUGAACAGGUUGCAGACCAUGAAGGCCGUCAUGGAAAGUAAGAUGGCGGCCUUUAAGUCUAUGAGAGUAUCAUCUCCUACUACAAAGCUAGAGGGAGGACAUGAACCUAUAGCGGUAGGAAAAGCAUCGGAACCAGAGGAUAUUCCCAUGUUCCAUGAUUUGGUGAUUCCAAAGGACAAGAGAGAGGAGGAAAGUUUGGAAGAGGCUCGCCUGUUGAGUUUGCAAGAAGAAGAAGAGGACAACGAGGACCUUAGAGGGUUAAUGAAGUGGGAUGAGGCGCUAACCGAUCAAGAUCAACUUCGGCAACGUAUUAAAAUUAUACAGCAGCUUGAAUAUAUUACUCCGGCUACAAAGUCUAAGAUGGUGCAGAAGCUCAUGAUGGGCCAAUUUGCGACGCAUAGUCUAGCAUCUCAGGAUGUUACAGAAGACCAGGCGGGACAGCAGUGCUCGCUAGCUAACAAGGAAGUUUCUACGGACGCUUCUUUAAGCGACAUCGAAAAACGUCCCAACCACACAGCAAAGGAUCAUUUGGCUGUUCCUACGCUCUCUGCUGAAGAGCAAGUCUCAACCCACCACCCUUCUGGUGUGCUUGGCUGCCCUCAUUACAUGCGAAACUGCAAAAUACAAUGCCCCACCUGCCUUGGGUGGUACACGUGUCGUUUCUGUCAUGACGAGGUGGUCACAAGUCAUCACUUCCAGCGCAAUAAGGCUCGCUGGAUCAUGUGUAUGAUGUGCAAGAAUGUGCAGGCUCCAGACUCCGCUGAGUGCGCGGGCUGUGGCCACGACUUUGCUCUUUACUUCUGCAAGGAGUGCGUGCUUUACGACAACGACGAGUCGAAAGACAUAUACCACUGCAGCAAAUGUGGCAUAUGUCGCCUUGGUCUCGGUCUUGGCCAAGACUUCUUUCACUGCGACGGCUGUCACGCUUGCUUAUCUAUGGAGCUCCAAGGCAACCACCGCUGUAUCGAACGCUCUACGAUGUCCAAUUGCCCCAUCUGUAGCGAGUUCAUGUUCACUUCUGUCAAGCCAGUAGUAUAUAUGUCUCCCUGUGGCCACGCUAUACAUCAGCACUGCUUCAAUGAGCACACUAGGCAUUCUUAUAAGUGUCCCGAGUGCCAGGUGACUGUCCUAAACAUGGAGGCUCAGUUCCGUGUUAUGGAUAAGGAAGUCGAAGAACUCCCUCUCCCAGAGCCAUAUUGCCUCUGGAAGUGCCUGAUACACUGUAACGACUGCGGCUUGCGCUCCACUUGUUCUUACCACAUCUUAGGGUUACGCUGUGCUAACUGCUACAGCUAUAACACCAUCCAGUUAAAGCUCAUUAAAUCCGGCGACGAUGAUAGCGCCGCCGAAACCGGCAAUUCAGCCGCCAAUACACACGACGACGCUCAUAGUAAUAUACGGCAGCAACUUCUUCAUGCCAACUACCAGCGUGAAGAAGUGCAGCCCUUAAUUGAUGUAGACGGACACGAAUACUUCCGUAACAUGGUCGACAUGGACGACUACAUGGACAAAUAUCUAAGUCUACCCGCUAACACCACCAAAGUAGCGGACCCCCCCUCCCAGGCUGCCUCAAAUACGCGCAACCUUCUACAAGAUACCCAGGGGAUAGGAGCUGCUUUGGCAGGUAAAGUUAAAAAGUUUAUGGCAGAUCACUCGGAAUCUCCUUCCUGGAGUGAACUUUCAGACGCAUUUAAACGUUUCAUGGAGACCAGCAUUCAGGGUCUCAGUGACAAUGACGACGACGACGAAGACGACGACAACCAUGACAAUAAUAACAAUAACACAGAAGAAAAUCACCUUGACGAAGAUGACAAAGAUGGUGACCAGCAUUAUUUAGCCGCCAACCCCCCCCCCCCUGGCAAUCUGACGGAGCAUAACGGUUUGGAAAAAUGGACCGCGUUGUCCCGGGUAACUUUUCCGCUCCGAUCACGUGAAUCUUCCCGUAGUUACCCGCCUUAA
Eremothecium sinecaudum is the source of this 2253-nucleotide messenger RNA. RefSeq names its product RING finger and CHY zinc finger domain-containing protein. Gene Ontology annotation, molecular function: zinc ion binding; ubiquitin protein ligase activity. Bases 1 to 2253 code for a protein of 750 amino acids. NCBI's taxonomy places the organism in Eukaryota, Fungi, Ascomycota, Saccharomycetes, Saccharomycetales, Saccharomycetaceae. Gene Ontology annotation, biological process: protein ubiquitination; ubiquitin-dependent protein catabolic process. Gene Ontology annotation, cellular component: nucleus. The record is from RefSeq and is a predicted model, not a curated record. The transcript has a single exon.